GUUUUUCAGUGUUCACCUUUUUAAUGGGGCUAAAGUCUGAAUGAGGUGUGGUAGAACUUAAUGCAAGCUGUCGUCUGGCAGGUACUCAAACUGCAGCUUUCCUCUCUUACUCUACAAGUACAUUUUUCAGGACUACAUUUUAAAUGUCAAGUUGUGGAAAAUGAAACUGAUUAUUCUUGAUGAUUAUGACAAGGCGAGUGAAUGGGCAGCUAAAUAUAUCAGGAACAGAAUUGUUCAGUUUAAUCCAGGGCCAGACAGAUUCUUCACUUUAGGACUUCCCACAGGAAGUACCCCACUAGGAUGCUAUAAGAAACUGAUUGAGUUCUUUAAAAAUGGCGAGAUCUCAUUUAAGUAUGUUAAAACCUUCAACAUGGAUGAAUAUGUGGGAAUUCCCAGAGAUCAUCCAGAAAGUUACCAUUCCUUCAUGUGGAAUAACUUCUUCAAACACAUCGAUAUUCGCACAGAGAAUGCCCACAUUCUGGAUGGCAAUGCUGCCAAUCUGGAGGCAGAGUGCCAGGCUUUUGAAGACAAGAUCAAAGCUGCCGGAGGAAUCCAGCUUUUCGUUGGAGGUAUUGGGCCUGAUGGCCACAUUGCCUUCAAUGAGCCGGGCUCCAGUCUCGUGUCUCGCACCAGGGUGAAGACAUUGGCCCUGGAAACCAUCCUGGCCAAUGCCCGCUUCUUUGAUGGUGACCUGUCCAAAGUUCCCACUAUGGCCCUGACCGUGGGCGUGGGCACUGUCCUAGAGGCCAAGGAGGUGUUGAUCCUCAUCACAGGAGCACACAAGGCAUUUGCCCUCUACAAAGCCAUUGAAGAGGGUGUAAAUCACAUGUGGACAGUAUCAGCGUUCCAGCAGCACCCGCAGACAAUCUUUGUGUGUGACGAGGAUGCCACCCUGGAGCUACGUGUAAAAACUGUCAAGUACUUCAAGGGAAUGAUGCAGAUGCACAACAAACUGGUGGAACCCCUCCAAACAGACAUGGCUGAGAAACCAUACAGUGACUGAGAUGCAUACGGUUUGGGACACCUAUUAUGAACAGUACUAAAAGUACAUAACCAAAUAAUUAUAAUUCAGUAUUGCUCACCUCAACAUUUUUACUAUACGCCUUGUUACUGCAUGUAAUUCUGUCAUUGAGGCCUUACCAAUUGUUCAUGGCAUGUCAUCGAAUCAAUAACUGGUGUCAUAUUCCAACAUACUAUGCAGAUUAGCCUACAUACUGUAGACUUUGGAUGUAUGACUCUUCAUUAGUUAAAUAAUUUCAUUAAAUAAUAAUUUACAGUUUAUCUACACAAGCAUGCACCAUAAAAUGGAGUUUUACCAAAACCUUUAAAAAAAUAAAAGUAUUACUUGACUGCUGCUGUAUUUUUGCAUUAAUUUUUUAAUUUUAUUUGGUUGAAUCUGUAGCUGGACAGCAGCAUGGUCCUGCAGUGUCUUGGCAAUAGAGCACAGCCAUAACUUAUUUCUGCGCCCGUUUUUGUUGCACUGAUAUCAAUACCAAAAAGAUAUCGCUUUCUUUUCUGGGUGUAAAUGUGGUAUGACAACUAUCACAAAGCAUAAGAUCCCAUUCAAAAACAUCCUUUUCUUGAAAUAGUAACUAAUUGAUAUGUAUUUAACAUCUGUGUGUAAUUAUUCAAUGAAUACAACAGUCAAACAAUGACUGUGGUAAGAAAGUGAAAUAAGCACAUAAAUGGAAAAGCGCAUUUAUUAUAUGAAUGAUUUCUCAUCUUAACUGUGUUAUAAGCGAUUACAAUAAACUUACCAUUUUUUCUGUACAAUAGCAUUAACAUCAUACCUAUCAGAGUACAAAUGUAAAAGUUUUUAAAAGUACCACACACA
Messenger RNA from Anguilla rostrata (American eel), 1834 nucleotides. It is a transcript of the gene gnpda1, whose product is annotated as glucosamine-6-phosphate deaminase 1. The transcript is spliced from 6 exons. Gene Ontology annotation, molecular function: glucosamine-6-phosphate deaminase activity; identical protein binding. Gene Ontology annotation, biological process: N-acetylglucosamine catabolic process; carbohydrate metabolic process; N-acetylneuraminate catabolic process. The coding region runs from base 161 to 1003 and encodes 280 amino acids. The record is from RefSeq and is a predicted model, not a curated record. NCBI's taxonomy places the organism in Eukaryota, Metazoa, Chordata, Actinopteri, Anguilliformes, Anguillidae. Gene Ontology annotation, cellular component: cytoplasm.